Danio aesculapii is the source of this 1093-nucleotide messenger RNA. RefSeq names its product calcitonin gene-related peptide-receptor component protein (gene crcp). The record is from RefSeq and is a predicted model, not a curated record. Gene Ontology annotation, cellular component: RNA polymerase III complex. Gene Ontology annotation, biological process: transcription initiation at RNA polymerase III promoter. Gene Ontology annotation, molecular function: nucleotide binding. NCBI's taxonomy places the organism in Eukaryota, Metazoa, Chordata, Actinopteri, Cypriniformes, Danionidae. The coding region runs from base 57 to 491 and encodes 144 amino acids. The transcript has 6 exons.
CAGCUUCGUUUUCUCGACGGAUUGUUGUUAGAUGUUGAACCAACAAGGCGAGCAGGAUGGAAGUGAGGGAUGCCAAUGCUGCUAUGCUGAGCAAUUAUGAGGUCUAUCAGCUGCUGACAGACCUGAAAGAAAAAAGAAAGGAGAUGGUUAAAAAUAAGCACAGCACCGGGCAGCAGAAUCUCAACACCAUCAUGUAUGAGACCCUGAAGUACCUCUCUAAGACGCCAUGUGUUCAUCAGAAACCUGAGACUGUAAAGGAGUUCCUCACCGCCAUGCUGCCUCACAAACUUACUAAAGCUGAGAAGCUGCAGCUCUUAAACCACAGACCUCAGACUGCUGUUGAGAUCCAGCUGAUGGUAGAGGAGAGUGAAGAAAGACUGACAGAAGAACAGAUCGAUGAACUUAUACAGAAAGUCACGGACAUCUUGCCUGGUGACCCGCAGACAGAAGCCAAUGAAUCUGCUGAUCCUCAAAUGGAGACCAACCAAUAGCAUCUCCCCCAGAAACUCACCAUUUUAUUUUAGUUUUCCUAGUUCUUUCAUUCUCAAACACCCAAGAGACUGACUUCAGAUUGGUUGACAGUUCUAAUGCUUCCAUUUACUGUUGCUCUUUCAUUAUAUCAAUGAAAAUGUCAGCCAUUGCUACAUCUAAAAAAAUAAAAGUCCAUAUUUAUUUAACAUUGUGCAUAUGAUCCAUAAAUAUCAUGGCAUUUUUUUUCCAUGCACAAUUGUAGUAGCUGUAUUGAUUUAUGUUUGAGUAAAGGACACGAUCUUCUGGGCUCAAGACAAUCUCAGUUCCUCUGUAACAUCCUUCCUGUAUUGCAACUCUUUAUUUUAGCUCAUAAUUAUUAUAAUCAGUGACCAUCAUUUUUUCGAGAGAGAGUGCACAAAAGAAAACCCAGACCAUUUAAAUGUCCAUUAAGGUCAAAUGUGAAAACUGUGAAUCAACAUUAAGUUUUUGACUUUAGAUUUCUAGUAUACUCAUAUAAGUUGCUUAAAGGAUUGGUUCACUUCCAGUGAAAAUGUCCUGGUAAUGUAUUCACCCUAUUGUUUCCAAGAUGUUGAAUAAAAGAGAGUUUCCGGGUUUAAGCAUG